GAAUUUUCAUAUCUCACAUUGUUCUUAAAAAAUUUGCAAGUAUCGCCAUCAAUUGAAGUCGAAAGUGGUGUUAAAAUUAUCGAUGGAACUGGUAAAUUACUGAUGCCAGCUGGUAUUGAUGUACACACACAGUUUAAUGCAUCUGAUUCGGUUGAUGAUUUUUCAGUUGGAUCAAAAGCUGCAUUAGCUGGUGGAACGGCAACCAUAAUCGAUGUGAUAAUACCAACAACAAACGAAUCACUUCUUGCUGCAUUUGAUCGUUAUUAUAAAUUGGCUGAAUCAAUAUCGCUAUGUAAUUUCGCCUGUUACAUUAUAAUUUAUAUCUUUUUCAGUUCGUAUCUGUGUACUUGUGUAUCUGAUCAUCAUGCAACUAGUAAUAGAUCAAGUGGUAACUACAAAAUGUCUAGUAAGCCGGCAGUUGAAGAACGGAUGAGCGUUUUAUGGGAGAAGACAGUCCAUGUCGGGAAAAUGGAUCCGAUGCGAUUCGUUGCUGUGACUAGUAGCAAUGCUGCCAAAAUAUUUAAUCUCUAUCCUAGAAAGGGACGAAUUGCUGUAGGUGCUGAUGCUGAUAUUGUACUCUGGGAUCCAGCUAGAAUGCGUAAAUUCAACUGUCAAGGUCAACAAUCUAAAAGUCCCACUUGUUUCUUCGAUUCAUUCACGGCAUCAGCUUCUCCUGUGUUAACAAUAUGUGGUGGGCGAUUAGCUUACCAUGAAAAUAAGGUUUCUUUUUCUCCGUAUUCGCUAGAAAAAUUAAAACGAGCACGAAAAAUUUUUUUGAUCAAUAGUGGUUUCUUAUUAAUAGGAAUUUUUUUUUGGCUUCAAUUUUUUUUCUUAAAAAAAAUUAUCGAAAAUCGUCAGUAG
Dracunculus medinensis (Guinea worm) is the source of this 861-nucleotide messenger RNA. NCBI's taxonomy places the organism in Eukaryota, Metazoa, Nematoda, Chromadorea, Rhabditida, Dracunculidae. The record is from the annotation of a GenBank genome assembly.